Vigna radiata var. radiata (mung bean) is the source of this 1782-nucleotide messenger RNA. Its product is annotated as ribonuclease 3-like protein 1. The coding region runs from base 217 to 810 and encodes 197 amino acids. NCBI's taxonomy places the organism in Eukaryota, Viridiplantae, Streptophyta, Magnoliopsida, Fabales, Fabaceae. The transcript has 5 exons. The record is from RefSeq and is a predicted model, not a curated record.
UGGACAAACAACUUAGUUUUCAAAGAGUUUAUAAAAGUAAAUCUAACUCAUUCAUUGAAUUGUAUUUGCAUUUACAUGAGAAGAAAGAUUCAGUGAGAAACAACAAGAUUGGUGUUCUGCUUCCUUCAUAACUUUCAUUUUCGGUCCCUUCAAUCUUCUUCAUUAUAUCUUCUCACAAACUGCCAAAGUUUAUUGAAUAGGAGAAGACAAAUAAGCAUGGAAAACAAUUUCUCUCACACCCCAAAACUUGCUGUUAAUCUCAAAAACCUUCCUCCAAUCGAUCCCUUUCAAAUCACAAGUCCUUCCUCUAAUUCAAAGAAUAAGAUGAACAACAGUUCUUGUAGCAGAACUGCUGUUAAAGCUGUAAAGCGAAAACCUAGUCUGAGAAAGUUUCGUGCUUCUGAUAAAGACAUUGUCAAAGAACCCUCAUUGGAAAUGACGAAAAUUGCAGAUGAGGGAGCUUCUUCAACUUCAUCUAACGAAAAGAGUGAGUCUUGUGGCACCUCAACAACUCCGUCUCAGACACAAGAAGAUGUUUCUUCUAUCAAUUUGAAUUUAGGUAUGAAGAAAGGAACUGCAAGGUCUAAUUUGUAUGAAAUCUGUGCUGCAAAUCAUUGGAAACCCCCAAUCUUUGAAUGUUGCAAAGAGGAAGGCCCAAGUCAUGAGAGAAUGUUCACCUUCAAGGUUAUCAUUACCAUAGAAGCAUCAAGAAACACAUUAGAGUGCUAUGGUGCCCCUCAUCGGAAAAAGAAAGAAGCAGCAGAUGACGCAGCUGAGGGAGCAUUAUUUUACCUCAAGUAUAACCAAUAAAUAGAAAGUAGGUUAUUGGAUAUCAUCAGCAGCCAAGUCUUCUACUAUUUCAUUCUUCGGUGAUACUCUCUAAACUCGGUAGCCAAUGAUCAGAAGAAGACCAUACAUUCUUAGGAGAGCUUCUUAACCCUUUUCCCGUCAAAUCUUGUGUCCUCCUUCUGGUUAAUGUAUUGUCAUUACGAGGUUAUUUGUUUUCUUUGCAGUGCUUUUAUUCAUGAAGACACAACAAGUGGAAGGCAUACCAUCAUCUUUUUCCUCUUUGCUGGAUUGUGUGUUUCUAAUCUCAUAAACUGAAGAACUGGUUGCAGUUUCAUGAGCAGGAGAAGGAGAGCUCCUUGGAGAUAGCCCUUGAAGCUUUCUUAUUGUGCUCAAUGGUACUACAUAGUACUUUUGUCCAAGCACAAGCUUUGCAUCUGGUUCAACAACUGCCCAUGGUUGCUGGAACACAUUUGGAUAUGUUACACAACAUCUUGGAUAGCGGCACAUAAUCUCAGCUGCAGUCACUGGUCUGUCAUGGAGCUCAACAUGACCACCACGAUGGACAAUAUGUAGAAGCGUGGUCUUUGGAUUCUUUGCCGAAAUCCGGCGUGGAAAUGGCAUGGUUUCCCUGUGUUUGGGGAGUUCGGGAAGGGGUGGGGGAGAAGCUAUUCUAAACUCAUUAGGAAGAGUAUUUAAGUAGUUCAUCAAGGUGAAGUGGUAAAAGGAAAAUUUCAAGACAUGUUGCCUUGGCUGUUAGUGAUUUCCUUCAUUGGUAGUAUCGUUAAAAUUGUCUCCUAUCGAGGCAUAGUAGAUUGAAUCUUCUGUAUCAUUCAUGUUUCUCUUGUUUUCUUUUCCAAGAUUGCAUUUAUGCCUACUAAGAUGACAUGAAAAGGAACUCUACACAAGAUGCUCCCUUAUAAGUGAAGAAAAUUAAGUGAUUAAAAUAAAACUUCUAUGCCAAUGUAAUUAAAUAUUUGAAAAUAUUAGUUCAAA